Molecule: messenger RNA, 803 nt
Organism: Tachysurus fulvidraco (yellow catfish)
Lineage: Eukaryota; Metazoa; Chordata; Actinopteri; Siluriformes; Bagridae
Product: protein FAM180A-like
Exons: 3
Coding region: 91-603 (170 amino acids)
Source: RefSeq, a predicted model, not a curated record
GAGAGAGAGAGAGAGAGAGAGAGAGAGAGAGAGAGAGAGAGAGGUAUCUCAAAUAAUUUGUUAGUCUGUAGUGGCACUACUAAAGACAGGAUGGGAGCAAGCAGUCUGCCUUGGAAAGAAAUCAUCAUCUUCUCUAUGUUUUAUUCCUUAUGUGCAGCUCAUCAAAGGUAUAAAGGUCUUUAUUCUUCGGCGUUCAGGGUGAAGAGGGGUGCGGCCCCAUUGGUGAACACUGUAUUUCAAAACUCUGUCAGCGAUGUCAAUUUGCUAUUUGAGAUUCUUUUAGAUGGACCUCAAAUUGAAGAUGAAAACGGACGGUUUUUAGUAUGGGACAGAGAACUAGCAUCUCUACAUAAGACACACAAGUUAGAAGUCAUCUGUGAGAACAUUAUUCCCAAGUCGGUCCCAGAGGUGCGUCGACUGAUCUUUGCUCUCGCCCAAGGCAAAGGUGUUCUUAGGAGGGAAGACUUUGAGCGCACAGUGCUGACUUUAGUGUACACAGCCAAUAAAAUAGCUCAGGCAAACACUGAACACCAAAAAGAUGUUUGGGCAGAGUGCUUUAUCAACCUCUACAAAGCCAUUAAACAUGACUUAACACUCAGAUAAAGGAAACAUCAUUCUUGACUUAUCAGCCUGGCAGAAAAACAAUAUAACUUCUGGUAGCUUUAGUUAGUGUUUAGCAAGUGGAACGCACAUCUAGCUCUGAAGUGAUUCAUAAAAAGGAAUACAUAUUUUUAUAGAACCACACACACACACACACACACACACACACACACACACACACACACACACACACACACACACGU